Lymnaea stagnalis (great pond snail) is the source of this 5254-nucleotide messenger RNA. Lineage: Eukaryota; Metazoa; Mollusca; Gastropoda; Lymnaeidae. The record is from the annotation of a GenBank genome assembly.
CCUCGUCAAGAAAACAUAUAAAAUGAGAUCUUUGAUUCUGGUUAUUAAUUGAGGCAAAAAUAAUCUGUUUAUGAACUAUUUUUUGGGGUGAAAAUUCUGUUAAAGGCUUUAAGAAUUUGCAAUGCAGUUGAGUCUAGUGGUGGCGAUUUCUCUCCUUGGUAAGUCGCUGCUAUUAUAUUGUUUUUUAAAGUAUGCUAUACUUAGAAUUGAAUUUUUAAAAACCCUGGUCAAGUAUGUAGCUCAGGUGAAAAGGUUUCAAACUCAAGACAGUCAUGCAAUUGCUAUCUAGCAACGGCUGUUGUAGUCACAUGACAUGAACGGGGUCAAAUUUAAGCAUCUUUAAAAAAAAAAAAGUUUCAAAUUCUCUUAAAUAAUAUCUCGGCUUGGCCCAGGCACAAGGGUUGGUCGCCAUUUAUGGCACGAUCAAGGGCAAUUCAGUCAAGCGUUAUGUCGGUCUCGAAUCAGGAAGAUACUCUUGAACCACAACAAACACCAGGAAGAAACUCUUGAACCAUCCCAAAGACAAUGAAUCUCGCUGCGAGUGGUGUCCGUUAUUGUAAAUAAAAAACGCGAAUGAAAUAUUACAGUAAACACCUCGGAGCUCCAUCCUCGGCUGCAGCUGGAGAAUAUCUGAACGGCUGCUGGUUUAGCACUGGGCAUCGACUUUGAAAAUUCGUAUUUGGGGGGGGGGGGAAUCAGCAUUAGUGUAGAAUAAUAGAGCACCAGCUUCCCCAAUGCUUACUGAAAAUUAAUAUCUUGAGAAUCAUAAGAAAUGGAGGCUUGUUGCUGUGAUUUAAACACCCCGAGGGCAUGAGACUGUGUUUUUUUACACAAUCAACUGUGUAUCCCCUAACAUUUCACCAAGACUCACAUCGAGGCUAAUCUCCGUCUCUAACAACUACCUUAUUGAAGGAAGGAGAGGAGACAAUAUGAAAUUUUGGAGAUACUUUUUCAAAGUUAAAUAUUUGAACCUGACUCUGGGGAAAUUAGCUUGUUCAAGCCCAAAUACCGAGCUUUCCCGCACGUUAAAGUUAUUGACAUCAAACAACAAUGUUACCAAGGAUGUGGUUGUUGACAUCAAACAACAAUGUUACCAAGGAUGUGGUUAUUGACAUCAAACAACAAUGUUACCAAGGAUGUGGUUAUUGACAUCAAACAACAAUGUUACCAAGGAUGUGGUUAUUGACAUCAAACAACAAUGUUACCAAGGAUGUGGUUAUUGACAUCAAACAACAAUGUUACCAAGGAUGUGGUUAUUGUUAUUUUUUAAGAUUUUUCACUGUUUCAAGAAAUAAUCAGAAAGAAAAUUGUAAGCCAACUGGAUAACAGAGCCAUUUGGUUUCAAGGUGCCAUUCAAGGGGCUCAGAAGUGUGUCAAGGACAGUCACGGCAUCUUGAGGCACAACGGCAAGCCGUGUGCCAGCACAACACGGUACGACGACGGCAACAGAGGGGCGUGUGGAUGCGGGCCACCUAACUCAAGUAAGUUACAUGUUGGGCCGUGUGGAUGUGUGGGCCACCUAACUCAAGUAAGUUACAUGUUGGGCCGUGUGGAUGUGUGGGCCACCUAACUCAAGUAAGUUACAUGUUGGGCCGUGUGGAUGUGGGCCACUAACUCUAGUAAGUUACAUGUGAGGGCGUGUGGAUGCGGGCCACCUAACUCUAGUAAGUUACAUGUUGGGCCGUGUGGAUGUGGGCCACUAACUCUAGUAAGUUAAAUUUUGGAGCAACUGGACGCAGACAACCUAAUUCUUAUGAUUUACAUGUUCGGGCAAAAGAAUAUGGCUAACCUAAUUCUAGUAAGUUACAUGUUCACUUUUGUAAAUGUUUACUUUAUUAUGUGUUUUGUUGUAAAUGUGGCGUCUUUGAGUUGGUUGACUUCACCGUCCUCAUCUCCCAGCCAAGCGCAGACAUAAACAAAUAUGGUUUCUGUGUAUGUUAAUACACUCACACUCAUACACUUAUUGUGUACACAAUAGGAGCCAUCUUUACGAUCUUAAGGGCCAAAUUGCAUUUAUUUUUUUGCCACACGUUUUAACAAAAGAGCCCAGAACCGUCAGCCGAAUUGAAACUAUUUAACAAAAUAAUAAUUUUUUUCUUUUAGUUUCUUGAUGGCAAACAUCCCAGUCUUGAAUAUAAACAAAAAAAUUCUUUCGUUUUCUCGUUGGCACAUCGUACAUGUUGGAGAAAAAAAAAUGAAAAUUUUAUUGUUUACGUUUUGUCUCCAGAUACACCAUUCGCCUGGAACCUGGAGGACUAUGUGACCGCCCCGAACCAGAAGUUUUUCGAUGACGGCGGGGACAAGCAGUGGUGCGGCCAUAACUGUGGCCACUGUGUCAAGCUGACCCCAACUGGUAAAGUCGUUGGUCCUUAACGCAAUCACAUCUUUUUACGAAUCCACGGAGACCUAAAAGACUCAUUGUGCUGAUAACAUGGCCAUCCGUCACCAUUUUUAAAUGAGAUUUUUAUUACAAUUUUAAAAAGAGAUACUUUUUAUUUUGAUUUCUUUUCUUGAACAUUGUCCGUUCAAGUCCGUAACAACGAUGAACGGUUUGUUCCCUCUCCAGGUGGAUUUGUUCCGGGCAAGGGUCAAGCGCCUCACAGCCUCAAUGCUCACAUCUUCAUGGUCACUAACGACUGUCCAAUAGUCGGCAACCAGGAGUGGUGUGGCCAGGCCGGCAAACCAGGAACCAGUAAGUACCUCGCAGUCGACGGUGAGACCAGAAAUGGUUCGAUAGAUGCCAAAAUCAUGUGAAUUUGCCAGGAAAUUCUGGACUGCUCGCGUUAGCUCUUUCUUCCGUCUCUGGUGCAUGGCUUUCCAGACUCAUCAUGUUGGUGCACCACUCUUAAGACACAUCAUUUUGGUGCAACCCUCUAAAGACACAUCAUUUUUGGUGCAUCACUCUUAAGACACAUCAUGUUGGUGCACCACUCUUAAGACACAUCAUGUUGGUGCACCACUCUUAAGACACAUCAUGUUGGUGCACCACUCUUAAGACACAUCAUUUUGGUGCACCACUCUUAAGACACAUCAUGUUGGUGCACCACUCUUAAGACACAUCAUUUUGGUGCACCACUCUUAAGACACAUCAUUUUGGUGCACCACUCUUAAGACACAUCAUGUUUGUGCACCACUCUUAAGACACAUCAUUUUUGGUGCACCACUCUUAAGACACAUCAUGUUGGUGCACCACUCUUAAGUCACAUCAUGUUAUUUGUUGCACCACUCUUAAGACACAUCAUGUUGGUGCACCACUCUUAAGACACAUCAUGUUGGUGCACCACUCUUAAGACACAUCAUGUUGGUGCACCACUCUUAAGUCACAUCAUGUUGGUGCACCACUCUUAAGACACAUCAUGUUGGUGCACCACUCUUAAGACACAUCAUUUUUGGUGCACCACUCUUAAGACACAUCAUGUUGGUGCACCACUCUUAAGACACAUCAUGUUGGUGCACCACUCUUAAGACACAUCAUGUUGGUGCACCACUCUUAAGACACAUCAUGUCGGUGCACCACUCUUAAGACACAUCAUGUUGGUGCACCACGCUUAAGACAGAUCACUUCAUGGCCCAGUCAUAUAGUUUUGUUAUGAACUGCGUGUUCUACGUACUUUUUUUAAAGACAUAUCGUGACAUAUGGAGGGUAAUACGAAAUAAGGGUGGCCCAAAUUAUUUUACAGUCACGCCUUGUAUGAGAAUUAACAUGUCACGCCUUGUAUGAGAAUUAACAUGUCACGCCUUGUAUGAGAAUUAACAUGUCACGCCUUGUAUGAGAAUUAACAUGUCACGCCUUGUAUGAGAAUUAACAUGUCACGCCUUGUAUGAGAAUUAACAUGUCACGCCUUGUAUGAGAAUUAAAAUGUCACGCCUUGGAUGAGAAUUAACAUGUCACGCCUUGGAUGAGAAUUAACAUGUCACGCCUUGUAUGAGAAUUAACAUGUCACGCCUUGUAUGAGAAUUAACAUGUCACGCCUUGGAUGAGAAUUAACAUGUCACGCCUUGUAUGAGAAUUAACAUGCAUUUGAAAUGUCAUGAUUUGGUUUUUUUUCUAUAUCGGAAAGUCGGGAAUGUUUAGGAAACCUGGUCAGAGUGGUAAAUCACGUGCAUGCCUCACUGAUCGAAUUCCUCGCGACACGCCUGCCCUCUGCAGGCGACACACUAAUGUGUCACGGCACACAGUUUAGGGACGAGAACGGCCUCAUGGGAUUAGUUCGAGGAAAAAAUGUGCAGGAUCUGUCCUAAUGAGUGUCUUAAAAGAAUUCAUCAUAAGAAAUUCAACGUUGGCAGGAGGGCUCAUGUACCAGCUCAGCGUUUAAUUGUUCUGUGUAUAUUUAUGGUUCUGGUAAAUAGCAAGUUUCAUAUUAAAAAUGAACGUGUUUUUGUUUUUUUUGGUUUUUUUUUUUACACGACAUCAAAAAGGCAAAUUUUUCUUUGGCAACAUUGUGCACUGUCACGUGAAGAUUUAAUUUUUUUUUUUUUCUUUUUCCUCAGACUUAGUUGACUAGCUUUGUAACCCGUGUAUGUCUCACUCCUCAGACCACGGUAACUCACAUGGCUAUGAGAUCCACUUCGACUUACUGAACCCUUUCUAACCCUUGUAUGUCUCACUCCACAGACCACGCUAACUCACAUGUCUAUGAGAUCCACUUCGACUCACUGAACCCUUUGUAACCCUUGUAUAUCUCACUCCUCAGACCACGCUAACUCACAUGUCUAUGUGAUCCACUUUGACUGACAGAACCCUUUGUAACCCUUGUAUAUCUCACUCCUCAGACCACGCUAACUCACAUGGCUAUGAGAUCCACUUUGACUGACAGAACCCUUUGUAACCCUUGUAUAUCUCACUCCUCAGACCACGCUAACUCACAUGGCUAUGAGAUCCACUUUGACUGACAGAACCCUUUGUAACCCUUGUAUAUCUCACUCCUCAGACCACGCUAACUCACAUGUCUAUGUGAUCCACUUCGACUUACAGAACCACAAAAGUCAGAUCGCAGCUCUCGGCUGGGACAAUCCCGAGGUCACGUGGGAGUCCGUCGCGUGCCCUGCGGGCCGUGUGGCCCACUGGCACCAGUGCGAGUGUUUCGGCAGUGCCGGGAAAUAAGACUGCGGGAAUUCCAAUGUGAGAAAAGUUUUAAGGGAAUUUCAUUCAUCUUACUGUCCUUCACAUUCAUUUUUUUCAGGAUAUUAAAUAAAAUUUCAGUUAACCCCUUGAGUACACUGACUAUAGAAAUCAAAAGAAAACUGAUUUUAU